GUUCUCAUCACCAACUCAAUAACACACUGGAAAUAAAAACAAUACAUUGUAUUAAAUGCCUUUCGGGGAUAUCUCCACCAUGCAUGACUCAACAGGUCCUGCACUUCACCACAGCAACGUCGUGGUGUUUGACCAGGCCAUUGACGUGAAUGAAGACGUGACAGACUAUUUCAAUGCGCGUUUCUCUUCGCAACAGGACCUAGUCAAGAUUAAGCCUGCAUUGCAGCAACAAAUCCAAAUCAAGAAUGAACUACAACAAAAGCUUGAAGAGAGCAAGAACAGGACGUCCAAGGUCCUGGAACAAGCUCAAAUGGCUUCAAAAGUGGCUCUGGGAGAUUUAAAGAAACUAGAAUCCUCCGCGCUAGACCUGGAAGGACAAAUGGAAGAAUCCGAAGCCUUUGCGUCGGGAAAAAACAGGCGUGAUCAAAGGUCUCUCAUCGAAGAGCUAAGUGAUCUUCAGAAGAGAGCACAGGCAUUAGAAGAUGCUAAACAUUACAUCUUGAUCGUCACUCGGACACAGCAGCUGAUAUCAGAGUCCAGGACAUUGUUAGAGUCAUCUGUAGAACAGGCAUUGGUACCCUAUUCCUCGCUUGUCCAAUUGUCUAGCAGUGUCAAAGAGACCCUUGGCGGACAUAAUACCAAAUUGGAAAACUAUUUAACAUCCUGCGCUGCAGGCCUUCUCCAGGAGUUCAAGGUGCAUCUUGCAAAAAAAUUCCAAGCGUCAUUGGAUGCUAUUGGCUGGCCUACACCCAUUCCCGAGCCGUCUACCAUUUCAAAUGACAAGUUAGAUGCAUUUGAAGACUCUUUCAAAGAUCUUUUGCUCCUGCAGGAACCAACGUAUGGGACACUAGAUCGAUCAGGGGAUCAGCCGUAUCCACCACUUCUCACCACAGAGCUCAUGGUUGCGCCAUUGAUCUUGCGUUUCCGAUACCACUUUGAAGGAAAACGAUCUACUAACAGACUUGACAAGCCCGAAUGGUAUCUAAGCCAUGUUUUGGAGCUCAUUAAAGAGCAUACAUCAUUCCUGCAAGAUUUUGUCCAGACGGUUUUACAAAAUACACAAUUCAAGGAAUACGAUGUGAGAAAUGAUUUUAUCCGUCUCCUCCUUCAAGCAGUCGAGAGAAAGAUCCGGCAAUCGGUACAUCUCAUGCUAUCCAGCCCUGAGCUCCUGUCGCAUGCCAUUUAUGAGACUCUUCGUUUUGACAAGACCCUACGUGAGAAUGAGUAUUACUUACCACCAGGACAAAAAUCAGAAUGGCAGGGGGUUGUUCAAAUUUAUUUCGGGAACAGAGACUGGCUGAAGGCAUGGUUAAGGGCUGAAAAAGAAUUCGCGGUGGCGAGAUAUACACAAAUUAUAGAAGAUGCUGAUGCAUGGCAGCCAGCUUAUGAGGGCAUGGGCGAGAAAGAUUAUAUUAUUCCUACAAAAUCGGCAGAAAAAAUAAUGGAUCUUCUAGAGAUCAUUACAGAUCGAUAUAGGCCUUUGCCGGUACUGGAGCAUAGGACAUUCUUGUUGGACAUUCAGUUGGAUCUGUUGAAAGUAUAUCUCCGACAUAUCCUAGGACUCGUAGAUCAAUAUGAAUCAUUGACGUAUUCCUUUGUACGUGUGAUGCCUGGAGCCGCCUCUGCGGAUGAGCUCAAUACAAUGGGCAUUGAGGGUCUGCGCAAGCUGUGUCAGUGGCUUUCAAGUGUUGAGUACAUUAGCUCCACCUUGAAAGACUGGGGUGAAGAUGUGCUCUUUCUGGAGCUAUACAAGGAAAUCUUGGAGAGAACACAGAGGAUUUCAAACCCAUUGCACUCUGAAAAUGAAGAUUCGGAGGAGGAGGAUACGGGGGUUUGGAAGAAGAAGUUAGACAAGGAUGGGGCCAUUUUUGACGACACUGUUCAGGGUUGUGAGAGGUUAUCGAAGAAGAUUCAAGAGCUUAUUAUCAGAAAUAUCACCAAGGACGUGUUUGGAAGCAUGAAGCCUUACGUUUCAUUACGUUCUUGGCCACAAAUUGAGUUUUCUGCCCAAUCCCCAAUGGAACAAAAUCCUUUACAACAACAACAGCAACAACAACAGCAACGUCUUGAAAACGACGAUGUAUCUCCUGAACUGUAUCAGCCGAUUACGCUUCUUACGCAUGGAUUUGAAUUUCUUUACUCCACAUUACCAGCAAAGUAUUUCACAUUGUUGUACAAACAAACUUCGCUCGAAAUACAGGAUUUUAUUUGGCAAAAGAUUAUCAUGAAGAACUCUUUUUCCGAGCUAGGGGGCCAGCAGUUUGCACGAGAUAUCCGUAUCGGAUUGUUUGGAGCGGGUCGAAAAUGCGGUAUUAAACGACCAGAGAACUAUCACCGCAAAUUGAGAGAUGCAGCCAUACUGUUGUCACUACAUAGUGCUAAGGCUAAUUCUCCCCUACCAUUACCAACGCCAACGAUGCCAUUUGAUCAUGCGAUCAGCUCCAGCCCCGGCUCCAGUGUGAAUGACCCGGUGUAUGCGAAGAGGACACUCGCUCAAAUGAUGGCGGUGUUAUUUGAUGACGAUCUAGAAAAGGAGACGAUAAAGGGCAAGCUUGAGGAGAUUGGAGUGAUGUCUUUGGAAAUAGCGGAGGCCAAAGCUGUGGUCCGUCGACGAGUUGAAUGCUGGAGGUGAAAAUGGAGUGGAGAUGAAUGAGACAGGGGUAGUUAAAUAUAUGGUAGUGCAUAAUAUAAUAUUUAGUAAAGAGUAAAACAUAAAAGUAAAAAGUAAAACAAAUGGG
Messenger RNA from Lobosporangium transversale, 2738 nucleotides. Its product is annotated as TIP-1 family-domain-containing protein. The record is from RefSeq and is a predicted model, not a curated record. The coding region runs from base 56 to 2632 and encodes 858 amino acids. Gene Ontology annotation, cellular component: Dsl1/NZR complex. Gene Ontology annotation, biological process: regulation of ER to Golgi vesicle-mediated transport; endoplasmic reticulum to Golgi vesicle-mediated transport; retrograde vesicle-mediated transport, Golgi to endoplasmic reticulum. The transcript has 11 exons. NCBI's taxonomy places the organism in Eukaryota, Fungi, Mortierellomycota, Mortierellomycetes, Mortierellales, Mortierellaceae.